ACGACCCCACCACCAGGUCUUCAUCAGCCGCCGCUGUUGAGGCAGGAAAAGAAGCAGUUCGUCGCUCGCCAAAGCAUUUCUGUUGUGGUUGUGACCGUGAACGCACCGCAAAACACAAGGCCAAGGACACAGUGUCAGUGCCGAGACAGUUCACCAUCACCGUCAUCGUCUGCACCGCAGCUCGCCACGGAAGGAAGUUCAAGGUUCAGAGCCCUAGUUCGCUUCGUAUAGAUAACCGCCCGCUGACACGAUGAGUUGGACGAAGAGACUGUUGUUUACCAUGAUGGUGGCGGCGGCCUACACUCGAGGACAAGGCCAGGACGCCGAGGCGGAAGUCGUAGAGGCACCCGACAAACUACCAGCGCCGCCACCGAGCCCACUCGACGACUGCGAUCCGGAACUCAUCGGCUUCGAACUGAUCACCGGCUACGUCUUCUCCGCCCCCGGGAACGUACUCGACUCGAUACCGGGAACCCUGAUGCUCACCGACUGCCUGGAAACAUGCCAAGGGAACGACUCGUGCCAAUCUGUUAAUUACGAAACCGGACUGUGCGUCCUCUUCAGUUCCAACGCCGACGUCUUGCCAGGAGCUUUGACCAAGUCGCAGUUCCCCGUUUUCACCAUCUACGCCCAGAAGAACUGUCUGGGGGUCAAACCGUGCGAACGCGCUUGGUGCAUCGACAGGGUACAGAACUACAAACUCCAGGGGUACACCAGGAAUAAGAUGACAGCCGCCACGAGACAAGAAUGCCUAGAAAUGUGUCUCGGAGAAACGGAAUUCAGCUGCAGGUCGGCCAGCUACAAUAACGCAACAGGCGACUGCGAGCUAUCCAGUAUGGAUCGGCUCACCCUCGCCGGAAGUUCGGCUUUCCAGGCGGCCGACGGCUACGAUUACAUGGAGAACAAUUGCGUCGAAGAACCGUCGAAAUUGUGCGAAUUCAAGAAACUCAACGGCAGAAUCCUCAAAACCGUCGACUCCGUCUACCAGGAUGUCGGCUCGGUUGACGAAUGCCGCGAGCUCUGCCUCAACUCUCCUUACAGGUGUCAUUCUUACGACUACGGUGACACCGGCGAGAUGGUGUGCCGACUCAGUCAUCACUCCCGCGCCACCCUCGCUGACAUCCAGGAUCCUUAUUUGGAAGUCCCCGAGGCGGCGACUUACGAAUUGAGCUCGUGCUACAACGUCAGCAUCGAUUGUCGUUCAGGAGACAUGGUGGCCCGCAUCCAAACCAGCAAAUUGUUCGACGGCAAAAUCUACGCCAAAGGCAGUCCCAAUUCGUGCGUGCGCGACGUCAAUAAUAGUUUGGAGUUUGAACUGAGCAUGGCGUACGACAAUCUCGAGUGCAACGUGCGCAAGAACGGCCUCGGAAGGUAUAUCAACGACGUUGUUAUCCAGCACCACGAUAAGAUCGUCACCAGUUCGGACCUGGGGCUAGCCGUGACGUGCCAGUACGAUUUGACCAACAAGAGCGUCACUAACGAGGUGGAUUUGGGGGUCCACGGGGACAUCCAACCCGCUUUGUCCGAAGAAGUCACCGUGGACUCUCCCAACGUGGCUAUGAAAAUCACCGACCGCAGCGGCGGCGACGUCAUGCCGACGGCCGAAGUUGGCGACCCUCUGGCGUUACGUUUCGAAAUCAUGGACAAGAACAGUCCUUACGAAAUAUUCGUUAGGGAACUGGUCGCAAUGGACGGCGUUGAUUCCAGCGAGAUUGUGCUGAUUGAUUCCGACGGCUGCCCCACCGACCAUUUCAUCAUGGGUCCUAUCUACAAAUCGGCCGAGACGGGCAAGAUACUUCUGUCGCACUUCGACGCCUUCAAGUUCCCCUCGUCCGAGGUGGUCCAGUUCCGCGCGCUCGUCACCCCGUGCAUGCCCACCUGCGAGCCCGUCCAGUGUGACCAGGAGGAGUCCACCGGCGACUUGCGCUCCGUCGUGUCCUACGGCCGCCGCCGUCGCCGCCGCUCCGCCACCCCCCAGGACGACCUCCUGCUCGUGCAGUCCAUCCAGAUCACCGACAAGUUCGGGUUCGAGCGCGACGGAAACAAGUCCAUCGACAGCGAGGCCAUCUUCAUCCCCAACGAGCCCGGGCUGUGCAUCAACAUGGCAGGAUUGAUAGUCGCCGCCACCGUGUUCCUGUCCGCUCAGCUGCUCAUCAUCGCCGCCUGGACCUUCAUCUGGCAGAGACGACGGUCGAACAAGCUCAACGACGGCAUGUCCGUCAGCGUGAGCUUGCCCUCCGGCCGCACUGACAGCCUCUGCAAGCUCUACGAGGCCGGCUACAACCACUCUCGUCGCUUCUAACCGAACUAAUCGCGUGUGAUAUUUUAGAAAUUUGUAUGUACAGCGCCGUAGGGACCCUAAAUUCGCGCGUAAACACAUACCUGCGUUCUCUUUCUGUGUGCGCCCGCCGAGGCGGCUGCCAUUGUAGUCUUCGUUUAGCAACAGCUUAAGUCACUGCCGAUGUGCGCGCACACGCAUUUCUUGGAACACCGCAACGUGCUAGAUUAAUACUCGUUUAGUUAAUUUGAAAAUGUAUCAGUUUUGAAGAGAAUUAGGGUGCUGAAGGUAACGUUUUGCCGCGUUCUUGCUGGGCUUGCUUCAAGAUAUGCGAAACGUUACUGAGCGAGGCGCAGGCAUGAAUGGACUCUAGGACGAUCUAGCGAGAAUGAGUGGACGAAAGCUUACUAUACUUUAAUAUUAAUAAUACAUUACUAAUCAAAUGCAAUAUGACUGAAUGGGGAUGGAUGAGUGCUAUUUAAAACUGCUUGUCCUAGUUUCUUGAGUGCUGCGUCGGACGGUUUUGCUAAUACUUGCCAAAUCUUCCGCCUCUAUGCGCCUUUAAAUAAUUUUUAACAAAUACCAUAUAUUUUUUACUUUAGGUAAUAUAAUUUUUAUACUAUUUAUAAGUUAAUGUGCUGAACGUAUUCAGUUAUAAAUUCUGAAUUUUCUAAAUAUAUGAAUUGAAUGAA
This is a messenger RNA of Zophobas morio, 2970 nucleotides long. RefSeq names its product EGF-like domain-containing protein 2 (gene neo). The record is from RefSeq and is a predicted model, not a curated record. The transcript is spliced from 8 exons. Bases 251 to 2302 code for a protein of 683 amino acids. Lineage: Eukaryota; Metazoa; Arthropoda; Insecta; Coleoptera; Tenebrionidae.